AUGUCUGACAUCAUCGCCCCACCCUCCGUGAGGGCGCUCGCGCGCCAAAAGGGGAUCGAUAUCGAAGCGCUGGCCAGGGACAUCGGCCGAACGUCCAUCGCACGCGAGGAUCUGGAAGCAGAUGGUGCAGCUCCGGCCGCGACGCAGUUUGCGGCCUCCGACAGGUCCUACUGGGACGUUGACCAUUCUCAAUAUGGACCUGUGCGGCAAGAACCAAUGAGCCGAUUUGCCCAGGUAGCCGCCCGGAAUAUGGCGGCAGCACAGGCGCUCAUUCCGGCCGUGACCCAUCACGACCGGGCUGAUGUCUCCGUGAUAGAGGAAUUCCGGAAGGACCUGAAAUCCGAAGCCAGGGAUCGCGGGCUCAAGCUGACGGCACUUUCCUUUUACGCGAAGGCGCUUGCCAGGGCCUUGCGUGAAUUUCCCUGGUUCAACGCAUCCCUGAGCUCCGACGGCAAGACCCUUUUUUUGAAGGAAUAUGUUCACAUCGGAAUUGCGGUCGAUACGAACCAUGGUCUCAUGGUGCCGGUCCUGCGGGAUGUUGACAGCAAGGGUCUCUGGCAGAUCGCGCGCGAGAUUACCGAUCUUGCCGCAAGGUCUCAGGAGCGGAAGGUCCGUCCGGACGAAAUGGGCGGAGCCUCAAUGACAAUCACCAACCUGGGAGGCAUCGGCGGCACCGCUUUCACUCCAAUCGUCAAUCCGCCGGAAGUCGCUAUUCUUGGCAUCACCCGAACCGAAAUCGCCCCUGUCUGGGACGGUGAAGUCUUCCUGCCCGCACCAAUGGUUCCGCUGGAUCUCAGUUACGAUCAUCGCGUGAUCAACGGAGCGGAAGCCGCGCGGUUCCUGACAUACUACGCUGGUCUUCUCAAGGAUCCGAGACGCAUGUUGGUCUGA
Molecule: messenger RNA, 891 nt
Organism: Effrenium voratum
Lineage: Eukaryota; Dinophyceae; Suessiales; Symbiodiniaceae
Source: the annotation of a GenBank genome assembly